This is a messenger RNA of Protopolystoma xenopodis, 246 nucleotides long. NCBI's taxonomy places the organism in Eukaryota, Metazoa, Platyhelminthes, Monogenea, Polystomatidea, Polystomatidae. The record is from the annotation of a GenBank genome assembly.
GUGGAGCAUCAUGAAGCCUAUUUUGCUCGAGAACAACCACGUGGUGCCACAUUUCUAGUUGAGAUGAAAAAGUGUCUCGAUGACAUAAUCGAGACCUGGCCAGAGGAGGCUGCAGCACUUAAAGGCACUGCAGGGAUCUCUUCCGAAGCCGCAGCCUCGGGAGACAUCCAUGAGACACGUUCAGUUACACAUAAUCUCUCCAAAGUGGCAGAACUUCAGAACAGAUAUGAGGUAGAUAUUUCAUGA